Exophiala bonariae is the source of this 654-nucleotide messenger RNA. RefSeq lists its product as uncharacterized. Bases 1 to 654 code for a protein of 217 amino acids. NCBI's taxonomy places the organism in Eukaryota, Fungi, Ascomycota, Eurotiomycetes, Chaetothyriales, Herpotrichiellaceae. The transcript has 2 exons. The record is from RefSeq and is a predicted model, not a curated record.
AUGCCGGACAACGCUUCUCAAGCCGGAGGCUCAGCUGCCGCAUCUGACGCUGGGACCCCUACACCGGCUGCUGAGGUAUCAAACCCAGGAGCUCGUUCGUCUGAGCGACAGUUGGUUCAGUUUGGGGCUACCCAGUACUACAACAACUAUCCUGGGAAUGUUGCACAACAAAUGACAUGGACAAACAAUCCUCAACGUGGUCCGCCAUCAGCUACUCAGGUCACUGGCUCAGGCUUCCCUGGUCCUGUGAACUGGGGCCAGCAAGAGGAAGCCGUUACCUCAUUUGCCGUUGGCUCAUUUCAAGGCUAUCAUGGAUUUUCCGUAUCACUCAGACCAGAGACGUAUCUGAGCAUGGCCCCAGAGCAACAAGCUGCAUUCAUCAACCUCGGAAGGGGCAACAACUUCAAUACCCAUUCCCCCUCAGCUGCGCCUCCUCAAGUCUCAGCACCACCGAGAUCCGUCAUUGAGGAGGCUCCUCCAGAGCCAACAGUGCCAGCUAUUGAGGAGUCCAAGCCGAAGUGUAUGGAGUGCGACAAGCAACUAAUGAUCAACAUGCAGUCGUACCAAUGUAACAACGGUACAAUGUGUGACUUUUGCUACCACCUUGCUCUCAGGCGCUGCUCUGCAUUCAGAGGCAAUGGACACACCUGUUAG